CGCAGAUACUACAUCGUGCCGUAAAGGGACGGGUCGAAAUUGCGACGACUAAAAAUGGUCCCUCUAACCUCGUCCCGGGCGUCGGCGUCUCUUCUUCUCUUCGUGUUUUUGGUCAAGCAAGGCGCUUGCGUUCAACCAGAGUGCGAGUUUCAAGAAUUCCACGAGCUCUCCUCGCCGGUCAUCUCCUCUCUAAAGUUCAGGGUAACGGGACAACUGAACACUCCUUACAUACUGCAACAAGAUUGCGACGACCUGAAAAACGUUAACCAGCGAGUGGAAACGUUGCUCGAAGGAUGUAGCGCUGACAAAGACGAAGAUCUGAAGAAACGCAUAAAGGGCUUGCAGUUAACCCAGGAAUCUUUGUGCGGCAGCGAACUAGAGGAAGACCUGAACCUCUGGCAAGACUGUUUCGAUGCGAAGGUCUUCGCUGAAUGCAAGAAGAACGUCGCGGAGCGGCUGAGGAAGCUGGAACAAGACGGCGCUCUGGACGUGGCAGGAGAUCACCUAUGCAGAAACGAGUCGCUGGGCUUCCAGUGCGCACUGAAGGCGGGUGCCGGUUGUCCCGAGAAAGUGGAGAGGGCCAGGAAGGCCGUGGAAAACUACAUCAACUUACUCAUGGACGUGAAAACGUGUCGGAGGCCUGCCGAGUACGCUUGCGAGGGUGACCUGUUCGACCAUUGCUACUGGAUGGUCAUGAGCGGUGCAGCUGCGCGAUUGCCCCUUCUUCCGAGCGAUGCAGAAACUCUCUCUAAACAUUGCAAAGCCGCGAAAUCCGCGCCUACUUGCACAAGGAACUUGCAGAUCGAGCAAUGCCCCGAAGAGAGAAAAAAAAUUCUAGGUACCAUCGAGGAUGGCUUUCGAUCAAUCCCCGAUUCUAUUUGCAACGAAGAGCUUCCAGCAAGUGAAAAAAAUUGUCUUUGUUUGGCAGGCGUCGAAGAGUGGAACAAGUGCCUGGACCUGGAAGCCUUGGAGAAAUGCAUGUCCGAGAUUCCAAGACCUAAUCUGACGUUCGUCUCUGAAGCGGACGUGCACGUCCAUUUCUGCAGGGACAGAGAGGAGAAGCUCAAGUGCGAACUGGCGGCAGGCUCAAACUGUCCUUCCUCAGCCAGUGUGGCCAAGAAGGCCCUGUACGAACUUCACAUGCUAGAGAACACCCGCUACAACUGCACCCGACCCAAGAUCGACGGCUACGGUGGCAGCGGCUUCAGCACGACCCCCGCAAUCCUCGUCACGCUGUCAGCCCUGUGCGUCGCGCUACUUCCCCUGAAGCAGACGCUGCUCCGGGAUUUUAAUUAGAACCCCAGUCCAAGAGCAACCAGCGAUACUCAAAGCCCCCGUAUAGACCAACACUCCGUCUACAGACAAAUGACGUCUGCCGACGCUAUGGGCAGAGCGCGUGCGCAGAAAGCAGAUUUGUGUGGAUCAUUUGCGCCUUCGUCGGGCCUACAGCAGCGCAACGACGUGACAUCAGAGCCGGGUAAUUGUUUCUUUUCAGCAACAAAUUGUUAGCCACAAUUACAAACAUCAAAGAUUGCAAAAAAUAAAAUUAAAAAAAAUAGUAAGUAGCAAAAUAAUUAUCUAAAACUGACUGAUUUUUAAUUAGUGAGAAUACACAUAUGGUUCCAAAUUGUAAAACUUGCCGAGCAUCGUUAAAAAUUCCUAAAUCAGUCAAUUUUAGGACGACUCGAAGCACUUGGGGAGCACCGGGGUGCGCUAAAGUUAGCACUCGUGCAUCAAGCGCAAGGCCGGCGAUGCGAAAACAUGCAUGAUAAGAAUAUCAUGCACGCUCUCGCAUCGCCGCCAACCUUGCGCCUGCAAUCCGGUCAUUUGACGAAAUAAUUUUGAAACUGUGAACGAAUCUAAGAGAUGGGUGGAUAGAAGGAAAACUAUGGAGCGGAAUGCGUCCAACAAAAAUGGUUAAAACGACCCACAUGAUAAAAUGGUGCAAGGUACAGUACUUUACAAUGUAGACACCAUCAGAAAUUUUUUUUCGGAUUUGCACUUUUUUUGACAAUGGGCUUUGCAGUGUUCUUUUUUUUUUUUUUGCGAAACGGCCCAAAACUUUAUUUGUAUCCAUUAUGAAAACGGUGAUCUAUGAAAAUAAAUUGAGCAGCAAGUAAUGACAUGGUCCAGGAAACACGAGGAUGAAAUAUUCCUUUUGAAUGAAGCAUUUCCAAAAGAUUCUCGGAUGUAUUCUCAAUAGCAGUUUAUAAAUGCCUGACAAAUGAGUGCACGAGUGCAUUACAAUUUACAAACGACAAGCGUCCCUCCUGUAAUUGAAGCUGUAUAAAAGGAAACUAGCUCUCUUUCUUUCGACUGGAGGACAGAAAAAAUUGGGCUCAAAGUAAGUUUCCGAGCGUUGCUUUUAUUACAAAGAUGAGCGUAAAAUGACAACAAACAAAGAAUGGAUGAACAUCUAAGACGUGAUGAGAAGCGGUUUGACAGAGCUUCCGUCAAGCGGGGCGCCUCUUUCUUGAAGGAUGUCAUACUCGAGCGAUGCCUUCAAGACACGAAGAAGACCAUCAAGUUCCACUCACUGGUCUUAGUGUUGUUGUAGUCAAUCAUCCCUCCGAACACGCAAAUAAAAAAAUUUGUCGCCACGAA
Molecule: messenger RNA, 2604 nt
Organism: Ixodes scapularis (black-legged tick)
Lineage: Eukaryota; Metazoa; Arthropoda; Arachnida; Ixodida; Ixodidae
Exons: 9
Coding region: 55-1296 (413 amino acids)
Source: RefSeq, a predicted model, not a curated record